Molecule: messenger RNA, 3162 nt
Organism: Acanthosepion pharaonis
Lineage: Eukaryota; Metazoa; Mollusca; Cephalopoda; Sepiida; Sepiidae
Source: the annotation of a GenBank genome assembly
AUGUCUUCGUCUGUUCAUAUCUAUCUAUCUAUCUAUCUAUCUAUCUAUCUGUCUGUCUGUCUGUCUGUUUGUCCCUCUCUUUAUUACUUACCAAAUUAUUUUAAUUUUGGCAGGAUUUUCUUUCACUUGUCAGGAAUGUAUUUUCUUCUCUUUCCUUCUUUCUUCGGAUUUCUUUCUUUCUUCUCUUUCCUUAUUUCUUCAUCUUUGUUUAUUCUCAUUCCUUAUUUAUUUAUUCUCCUUCUUUCUUUCUUUUCGUUCCUUCUUUCUGACUUCUCUUCCCUUAUUUCUUUCUUCUUCCUGCUUCUUUGUUUCUUCUCUUUCCUCUUUUUUUUCUUUUUAAUGCUUUCUUCUCUUUCAUUAUUUCUUUCUUCUUCCUCCUUAUUUCUUUCUUCUCUUUCCUUAUUUCUUUCUUCUCUUUCCAUAUUUAUUUCUUCUUCUUUCUUUCUUCUCUUUCCUUAUAUCUUCCUUCUUCCUGUUUAUUCUUUUCUUCUCUUUCCUAAUUUCUUUCUUCUUGUUUCUUUCUUCUCUUUCCUUAUUUCUUUCCUCUUUCUGCUUCUUCUUUCUUUCUUCUCUUUUCUUUCUUCUUCCGGUUUAUUUCUUUCUUCUUCUUUCUUUCUUCUCUUUUCUUUCUUCUUCCGGUUUAUUUCUUUCUUCUUCUUUCUUUCUUUUUUUUCUUUCUUCUUCCGGAAUGUAUUUUCUUCUCUUUCCUUCUUUCUUCGGAUUUCUUUCUUUCUUCUCUUUCCUUAUUUCUUCAUCUUUGUUUUAUUCUCAUUCCUUAUUUAUUUAUUCUCCUUCUUUCUUUCUUUUCGUUCCUUCUUUCUGACUUCUCUUCCUUAUUUUUUUCUUCUUCCUGCUUCUUUGUUUUUGUUUUCUCUUUUUUCCUUUUUUUUCUUUUUAAUGCUUUCCUCUCUUUCAUUAUUUCUUUCUUCUUCCUCCUUAUUUCUUUCUUCUCUUUCCUUAUUUCUUUCUUCUCUUUCCAUAUUUAUUUCUUCUUCUUUCUUUCUUCUCUUUCCUUAUAUCUUCCUUCUUCCUGUUUAUUCUUUUCUUCUCUUUCCUAAUUUCUUUCUUCUUGUUUCUUUCUUCUCUUUCCUUAUUUCUUUCCUCUUUAUGCUUCUUCUUUCUUUCUUCUCUUUUCUUUCUUCUUCCGGUUUAUUUCUUUCUUCUUCUUUCUUUCUACUCUUUUCUUUCUUCUUCCGGUUUAUUUCUUUCUUCUUCUUUCUUUCUUCUCUUUUCUGUCUUCUUCCGGUUUAUUUCUUUCUUCUUCUUUCUUUCUUUUUUUUUUCUUCUUCCGGUUUAUUUUUUUUUUUUUCUUUCUUCUUUCUUUCUUCUCUUUUCUUUCUUCUUCCGGUUUAUUUCUUUCUUCUUCUUUCUUUCUUUUUUCCUUUCUUCUUUCGGUUUAUUUAUUUCUUCUCCUUUCUUUCUUCUCUUUUCUUUCUCCUUCCGGUUUAUUUAUUUCUUCUUCUUUCUUUCUUCUCUUUUCUUUCUUCUUCCGGUUUAUUUUUUCUUCUUCUUUCUUUCUUUUUUUUCUUUCUUCUUCCGGUUUAUUUCUUUCUUCUUCCUGUUUAUUUCUUUCUUCUUCUUUCUUUCUUCUCUUUUCUUUCUUCUUCCGGUUUAUUUCUUUCUUCUUCUUUCUUUCUUUUUUUUCUUUCUUCUUCCUGUUUAUUUCUUUCUUCUUCUUUCUUUCUUCUCUUUCUUUCUUCUUCCGGUUUAUUUCUUUCUUCUUCUUUCUUUCUUUUUUUUUUUUUUCUUCUUCCGGUUUAUUUCUUUCUUCUUCUUUCUUUCUUUUUUUCUUUCUUCUUCCUGUUUAUUUUUUCUUCUUCUUUUCUUUCUUCUCUUUUUCUUUCUUCUUCCGGUUUAUUUCUUUCUUCUUCUUUCUUUUUUUUUUUUCUUUCUUCUUCCGGUUUAUUUCUUUUCUUCUUCUUUCUUUUUUUUUUCUUUCUUCUUCCUGUUUAUUUCUUUAUUUUCUUCUUUUCUUUCUUCUCUUUUCUUUCUUCUUCCGGUUUAUUUCUUUCUUCUUCUUUCUUUCUUUUUUUUCUUUCUUCUUCCGGUUUAUUUCUUUCUUCUUCUUUCUUUCUUUUUUUUCUUUCUUCUUCCUGUUUAUUUCUUUCUUCUUCUUUCUUUCUUCUCUUUUCUUUCUUCUUCCGGUUUAUUUCUUUCUUCUUCUUUCUUUCUUUUUUUUCUUUCUUCUUCCGGUUUAUUUCUUUCUUCUUCUUUCUUUCUUUUUUUUCUUUCUUCUUCCGGUUUAUUUCUUUCUUUCUUCUUUCUUUCUUCUCUUUUCUUUCUUCUUCCGGUUUAUUUCUUUCUUCUUCUUUCUUCUCUUUUCUUUCUUCUUCCGGUUUAUUUCUUUCUUUCUUCUUUCUUUCUUUUUUUUCUUUCUUCUUCCGGUUUAUUUAUUUCUUCUUCUUUCUUUCUUUUUUUUCUUUCUUCUUCCGGUUUAUUUAUUUCUUCUUCUUUCUUUCUUCUCUUUUCUUUCUUCUUCCGGUUUAUUUCUUUCUUCUUCUUUCUUUCUUCUCUUUUCUUUCUUCUUCCGGUUUAUUUCUUUCUUCUUCUUUCUUUCUUUUUUUUCUUUCUUCUUCCGGUUUAUUUCUUUCUUCUUUUUUCUUUCUUUUUUUCUUUCUUCUUCCGGUUUAUUUCUUUCUUUCUUCUUUUUUUUUCUUCUCUUUUCUUUCUUCUUCCGGUUUAUUUCUUUCUUCUUCUUUCUUCUCUUUUCUUUCUUCUUCCGGUUUAUUUCUUUCUUCUUCUUUCUUUCUUUUUUUUUCUUUCUUCUUCCGGUUUUCUUUAUUUCUGUUUUCUUCUUCCUUCCUUCUUUAUUCUCUUUCUUUAUUUUUCUCAUUCCUUAUUUCUUCUUGGUCAUUCUUUCUUUUCAUUCCUUACCUAAUUAUUUUGGUUCCUUAUUUCUUUCUUCUUCAUCCUUCUUUCUCUUCUUUCUUUUUUUUUUCUUUUUGCUUUUUUUUUUUUCCCUUCUUCCUUCACUUUUUUCUUGCUUGCUUUCUAUCUUCCUUCUUGCUUUUUGUCUUUUCAUCAUUUCCUUAUAUCUUUUUAAUUAUUUCUUUAUUCAUUGUUUCUUUUUCACUCUUUCCCUGUUUGCUUUCUUUCCUCCCCUCCUUUUUUUUUCCUUUGUCCCCUUUUGUUCCUUCCUUUUUGACUUCAUUCCACUUUUAA